AUGCCGAACAGUCCUAACACUAUGAUAAUGAUGAUGGAUAAUAAAUGUAAUUCUAAUAAUAAGAAAUUCUCCUUCUCAAAUAUAUAUGCAAAUAAAAAUAAUAAUGAUGAUAAUACAAAUACUUGGAAUUAUACAAUGAAGUAUAAAUUUUCUUCAAAAAGCAAUAGUAAUAAUCAUUUACCAACUACUCCAACAAGGUCAUCAGGUGGAUAUAUUACACCUUUAACAACAUCACCUUCUCAAAGACAUAAAUCAUAUUCUCAUAAAAGAAAUGGAAGUAUCAGUGGUAAUAUGUUUAUAGUAACGCCACCUAAUGAUUCAUAUCAUGAGAAUGUUACUCCUGCAUCAUCUUUAUCAAAUACUCCAACUAAAAGAACAUCUAAUAAUAAUAAUCAAAAGAAAUCUUUAUCAGUAGUGGUACCUAAUGAUAUUGAUGACUUAAAUCCAAUAUUUUCACCUGGAUUUAAUGAAAUCAAUACAUUUACGAAUACAAAUAAUAAUAAUAGCAAUAUUAGUAGUGAUGAAGAUGAAGGUGUAUCAUCACAUAGUUAUACACAUGAAUUAUCACCAAAAUUGACUAUUCAAAAUACAAAUGAACAAAUAAGAAGAAAUUCUGUUGGUACAUAUAGUAGUUUAACAGAUUUUGUUAAACAAAAUCAUAUCAAUGUAGACGGUAGAAUUUUUGUUGAUAAACCACAAACACCAAAGAUAGAUUUAGAUAUUUAG
Molecule: messenger RNA, 726 nt
Organism: Maudiozyma saulgeensis
Lineage: Eukaryota; Fungi; Ascomycota; Saccharomycetes; Saccharomycetales; Saccharomycetaceae
Source: the annotation of a GenBank genome assembly